CUCUGUCCAAUUAGUAAUUUUGCCGACAUCGAAGUUAGCAACUUUUCCCUGUAGUUAUUAUUUUCUCUUUCCUCGCGGAGUUUCGAUUAAGCUAUGAUCUUUCUCCUCUUUCUAUUUCUCCUCACUUGAGAGGGGCCUGGGUAAGCCUGUCGGAGUCUAACUUUUGUUUUACCCGGAGUCCGCAAGCUUCUUAGCCAGCUCCUAAGCUAUAAGAGGUGAAGCUAUUAAUGGAUACUGAUCAUUUUGUCUUCUUUUUCCACAACUGUAGAUAAACUGGAUAAGCUUCGUAUUUAUAAUAUGGAUGCUAACCACGUCGUUACAAAUCGAGGCGUCUUUCUUUCCUUGUACCCCGCUUUCACCACCUGAUCGCUGCCGUAAAAUUGACGAGAUUUCCGGAAAGCAGAUCUCCUUUCAUAUUUGCGGCGUUCAACUCACAACAGCUUUAGUUAGGUUCUGCAGAUUGCGAAGGAAAAGAAAUGGUACGGUAUUUUGUUUCAUAAGUAUACAGCUACUUUAAAGACUGGUGUCAUAAACUGCGAAUGGUUCACAUGAAGUGAAGUAACGAAAGAUACUGAAAAAAUGUGUUUAUGGAUCAUUCAUCAUUUACCACUGGGUAGUUAUUUAUCGCACACUGGUGGUUUUCAUGGGUAACGAACAGUCUCACCAAAAAAACUCACCAAAAUAAGACUCUCACGCCUACGAAUUCCAAGAAUUUUCUUGGAGAGCAGGGCAAAGGAGAAUGCUCAGUGACGACGGACCGGGUCGUUGGUGGGAAAAUUAUUCACAUAACAAAAACAAAGCGUGUACCCAGUCCAUCUUGCUUGUUGAUAGCAAGCAAUCCCGUAACCAGCAUAAGCGAUCAUUUUAAAACUUCCUUACCUAUAAAUGCCCAGAAACAAUUUCAUUAAUUCGAUAUCAAAAUAUAUAACUAUUAUUUUCCAUCAAGUCCUACUUUGUUUUCCUUCAGUAAAACCAAGAGACAGCAAAGUAAUCCUGGACAAGCAAAGAGCUGACGGAUUUCUCACUUCACAGCAGGUGACUAAAAGGAACUUCGACCUUGUAGAAGAGUGCUGUCGAGAGGGCUGUGUGUUGGAAGAACUUUUGGAAUAUUGCAAAUAUUUUUGAAAUGGAAAAUCGGCCAGAAGAAAAUACCUUAAAAAGUAUGUUUAGUUCUCGGUUGCACGCGGUUGCGAUGAACAACCGCUCUCUACAACUUGAGGGAAAUGUAGACCAUAUGGUACUUUGCCGCAACCAAAUUAAUAUUAAUUUUUAAUUUUUGGUCCCAUUUCAUCUCAGUUUAUUUAAAUUGUAGCUUUCGGGGCAAAGGAAAAAAACGUUAUAAUGAGUCGGGUCGCGAUUAUUCUGCUGAUCCUCAUCGAGAG
Molecule: messenger RNA, 1382 nt
Organism: Pocillopora meandrina
Lineage: Eukaryota; Metazoa; Cnidaria; Anthozoa; Scleractinia; Pocilloporidae
Source: the annotation of a GenBank genome assembly